ACAAGGACAGAGAGAGGUGGAGGAAGGGAAAAUGUCUGUAUCAGUGAUAAUAAUCAUAAUGAUAACAACAACAAUGAGGACGUGCCAUGCAACGAACCAGUUCUACGUACCAAAGUUCCCGGCCAUUCUCGUCUUCGGCGACUCCACCGUCGACUCCGGCAACAACAACCACGUCGACACCGUGAUUCGCGCCAAUUUCUUCCCCUACGGCCGAGAUUUCCCCGGCGGAGUAGCCACCGGAAGAUUCUCCAACGGCAAACUCAUCCCGGACUUCGUCGCAUCUCAGCUCGGCAUCAAAGACACGGUUCCUCCGUUCUUGGAUCCUGCUCUGUCCGAAGCCGACAUCCUCACCGGCGUCAGCUUCGCCUCCGCCGGGUCAGGCUUCGACGGCAUCACCAACUCGGCGUCGAGAGCUAUCCCCGUUGUCAAACAGACGGAGAUGUUCGGCCGUUACGUGGCGAUGCUCCGAGAUAUCGUCGGAGAAGAAAAGGCGGCGGAGAUUAUCGGCGAGGCAUUGGUGAUCGUAAGCGCGGCGACUAACGACUUCAAUUUGAAUUUCUACGAUUUGCCUUCCCGUCGUUUGCAGUUCACCGUCGGUGGUUACCAAGAUUUCAUACUCACUCGGUUACGAAAUUUUUUACAGAAACUGUAUGACAUGGGAUGUCGGAAAAUGACGGUGGCCGGACUACCUCCGGUCGGAUGUUUACCGGUCCAGAUGACGGUGGAUUUAGAGUCGCCGUACACGAGACGAUGCGUCGACAAACAGAACUCCGAUUCCGAGGCUUAUAAUCGAAAGCUGAAAGAUCUAUUAAAGCGAAUGGAAUCAAAUCUCUCCGGCAGCUUCAUGCUCUAUUCCGACAUCUACCAACCCGUGAUCGACAUGAUCAUCAACCCCCAGUUUUACGGGCUGAACGAGACGAAGAAGGGAUGCUGUGGGACAGGUACUAUGGAAGCUUCGUUCAUGUGUAACAAGUUGAGCCCUACAUGUCCGAACCCCGACGAGUUCCUGUUCUGGGAUGCCAUCCAUCCCUCCCAGGCUGUUUACAGCUUCAUCAGUCGCCUUGUCGUUAAUGAGGUCCUCCAAAAAAUGUUCUAAGUAAUAGUCAUCUUAAUUAAUUCAAUACCCUUUACUCGAUUUGACGGUUCAGAUUUUGUUGUUGAUCUAGAAAUUGAUAUGGGGAUUAUUAAUUG
Molecule: messenger RNA, 1191 nt
Organism: Tarenaya hassleriana
Lineage: Eukaryota; Viridiplantae; Streptophyta; Magnoliopsida; Brassicales; Cleomaceae
Product: GDSL esterase/lipase At1g06990
Exons: 3
Coding region: 32-1096 (354 amino acids)
Molecular function (GO): hydrolase activity, acting on ester bonds
Source: RefSeq, a predicted model, not a curated record